UAAUUUUAAAAUCCUCUCAGAGUUUGACUACACCCCUUAAACAUUCUAACAGCCGAACUGAACGCCGAAACCUACACGGCGAUAAUGGAGGACUCGAAACCAGCCGGCAAGCUAUCGACGUUUUUGGACUCCGGCGUGUACCGGUUCGAAGACUCGACCGCCGUUUUCAUCGAUCCGGUUCGCGUCCUCAACCGCUCCUACACCCGGUUCAGGGUGUCCCCUUCCGCCUACUACUCCCGCUCAUUCAAAUCCAAAAUUCAAGAGCCUAGGGUUUGUUCGAAUUCCAGAAAGCGGAAGCGGAAGGAGAAGAAGCCUCAGAAUCUCAAUGAAGAACGCGCCGCCGAUCAACGCCACCAGGAAGCAAGACCUUUUUUGCUGAAGGCGCAUAAAUCUCUACUUAGAUCAACUGAGCUUUUAGAGGUUGUGAGCAAUUUGAGGGAUGAUUUCGAUAAUUCAGCUUCGUCUCCCGGCACUACGCAGUCGCUGGUUGAACUCGGGCGGGUCUGGCAGGCGCCGCUGUAUGAGAUAACUUUAAAUUCGCAAUCACAUGACAAUGCAAGCGAAGAUGGAGGUUCCCCUGUCAUGGAAUACUGUAAACAACGAGCAGUUCCUGUGUUUAACAACUUAGUCGUUAAUGAGACCAGUGAAGAUGUGGAGGCUGAACUUUUGGGCAGUCGAUAUAUCUUACCUCCAGAGAGUUCCUUCUACAUGUCUGAUCUGGGGCAGAUUCACAAUCUAAUUCCUGAGUCUGAUUGUGGCUUCAAUCUUAUUGUUGUUGAUCCACCAUGGGAAAAUGGAAGUGCGCGUCAAAAGCUGAGGUACUCAACUUUGCCCAACCGAUAUUUCUUAUCCCUUCCCAUCAAGCAAUUGUGUCACACAAAUGGAGCACUUGUUGCUUUAUGGGUGACCAACAGGGAGAAGUUGCGUGGCUUUGUCGAGAAGGAACUUUUUCCUGCAUGGGGAGUCGAAUAUGCUGCUACUUUUUUCUGGUUGAAGGUCAAAGCAGAUGGUUCUUUGAUUGGCGAUUUGGACCUCUUUCAUCACAGGCCAUAUGAGUGCCUUCUAUUAGGCCUUUGUCCAGGGGAGGCUACGGACGACAAUUCAAGAUCCAAACCUAUACCAGAUAAUCAAAUCAUGUUAAGCAUACCAGGAGACUACUCAAGGAAGCCCCCGGUAGCAAGAUUUUUACAGGAGUAUUCUCCUACACUCCAACGUAAUCGGUGUGUUGAACUAUUCGCCAGAGAAAUGACUGCCGGAUGUGUUUCUUGGGGGAAUGAACCCCUUCAUUUUCAGGAGUCAGGAAAUUUUACGAGGGGGUAGCUGCUUGUAAUUUGCAUCCCAUACGCUAAACGACGUUGUGUUGUUUAUCUUUGUACCGAUUCUUUUAUUAUCUUUUGCUUUAUUGGGAAAUUGUAUUCUUGUAGAAGUAAAUGUUGGCGGGAUCAGAUUUGGAUGAAGGGUGUGCUAUCAACAUGCCAUUUUUUACUUCUCACGUCUUUAUUAAUUUAUGUUCUUUGAUUUUUUUCAAUUUAUUUGAUCGGACGGUUAAAAAUUAGAAGGGUAUAUGAGAAAUAAAAAGGGGUGUGGAUAUCACACCACUUAGAUGAAA
Malus domestica (apple) is the source of this 1609-nucleotide messenger RNA. RefSeq names its product methyltransferase-like protein 2. The record is from RefSeq and is a predicted model, not a curated record. NCBI's taxonomy places the organism in Eukaryota, Viridiplantae, Streptophyta, Magnoliopsida, Rosales, Rosaceae. Gene Ontology annotation, molecular function: methyltransferase activity; nucleic acid binding. Gene Ontology annotation, cellular component: nucleus. Gene Ontology annotation, biological process: methylation.